UUCCGGGGGCGCGGGUGUGUUGGGGCCUUCAGCCUGGGCCGCCCUGAGCUCCCCGCGAAGCCCCGGCUCCUCACGCCUUCAGCCUCUCGGUACAGCUUUGCGGGGUUGAGGCGACAUGAUUCCCUUUAACAGACGCCGAGCGCAGGACCUAGGAUGCCAGCCACUGUGCCACCUGUCGCUAUUGAGCCUUACCUGUGACUUUUUCUUGGUAGCCCAGGCUAGCCUUGAACUAGCUGUAUUGCCAAGGAUUCCUUGAAUUUAUGAGCUUCCUGCUUUGUGAGGAAUCCUUAUCACACGGUCUCUACCUCCCAGGUGCUGGGAUUACAACACUUGUAAACUCCCUAGUUCCAGCGUCGCCAUGAAGACACACUUGAGGGAUAUUAAACUGGAGACUGCUGGGGGCGCUUCAGCUGAGGGAGCCCCUUGCAGACUUGGUACUGCACGUAGCUUGAGAGAGCUGGUCUGAGUUGACAACAAACAGGUUGGAAUUUGUGACCAUCGCUCUGUCCAUCCCUCAGAAGUAUGCGUCCUGGUGGUGAAGCCAUUAAGAGCAUGGAUCUGGAUCAGCUGGACUUGAAUCCUAGAAUUAUGGCUGCAGUUAAGAAAGGCGGACUGAGAUCAGUCAAGGAGGUUCUGUGUUGCUCGGGCCCAGACUUGGAGAGACUCACUGGCCUGUCCAGUCCUGACGUGCGACACUUGCUGAAAGCAGCCUCCCUUCACCUCCAGGGCAGCCAUGUCCUCACAGCUCUGCGCCUGUUCCAGGAGAGUGAGCACUUCCCCGGGCAGCACAGGCGCCUGAGCCUGGGCUGCCCCGUCCUGGACCGGAUCCUGGGUGGUGGCCUGCCUCUGGAGGGUAUCACUGAAUUGGCUGGUUGCAGCUCAGCAGGGAAGACCCAACUGGCACUACAGCUCUGCCUGACUGUGCAGCUCCCACGACAGUACGGAGGCCUGGAGACUGGGGCUGUCUGUAUCUGCACAGAAGGCGUCUUCCCCAGCACCCGGCUGCAGCAGCUCAUCGCUCGGCACCAGCAGCUUCGGUCAGAUGUGCCAAGAGAAGUGGUCCAGAAGGUCAGGUUCAGCAACCAGAUCUUCAUCGAGCAUGUGGCUGAUGUGGAUGCUUUGCUGGAGUGUGUGAGUAAGAAGGUCCCCAUUCUGCUGUCGAAGGGCAUGGCCCGACUGGUGGUGGUGGACUCCGUGGCAGCCCCAUUCCGCUGUGAGUUUGAUGGCCAGGCCUCAGCCCUUCGGGCCCAGCGCCUGCAGACGCUGGGGGCUGCGCUGCGGCGGCUGAGUAGUACUUUCCAGAGCCCUGUGCUGUGCAUCAACCAGGUCACAGAAACUGUAAAGGAGCAGGAAUCUGCACCUGGAUCACUGGGGGCCUGGGACGAGCACCUGUCUCCAGCCCUUGGCAUCACCUGGGCCAACCAGCUUCUGAUGAGGGUGAUGGUCAGCAGGGUCCGUGAAGAGGACGCCACCCUGGGCUUGCCUAAUGGCCCAGCUCGGACUCUGCGGGUACUCUUCGCCCCCCAUUUGCCCCCAUCCUCUUGCUGCUACACAGUCAAUGAGGAAGGUGUUCGAGGGAUGCCAGGGACUAUCCUGCUAAUGUGAUGGCACCUAUAACAGCCUGGCCAGGUCCCAAGAACGUCCUGACAAAACUUUCCUCACCAACACCUGCUGACACCUCUCCUCGCCAUGGGUCUCACCCACCCUGCCUUUUGGCCCUACACUGGCCCUUGCACCAGCAGAACCUGGCAGUGAUGUGUCUCUGGUCACUCCCUGGGAGCCGCAGAAGCACAGGCAGCCCUCCUGGUGGUUGCCCUCCCCUGCUGCUCAGGCCACUGUGAGGCAUCUCUUUGGCCCCAAAUAUAUACUCUGACCCAAAACAACCUCAUUUUGGAGCAAGAUGGAAGAGACAUGUCAAAUUGACCUCAGGCUUUAGACUCCAAGAGUCAGAGAAGGAAGUGGGCUGGCCUUGACCUAGUUGCCUUGGCCAGCCCCAGGGCACAUGCAGCUUCAAGCAAGUAAUGACAAGGACACAAGAAAAAGGAUUCUCAGUGCAUCCUCACCAAGUGUGGCCCCAUGGUGAGUAUUCAACAGCAUAACUGUCCCUAUUAAGGCAGGAAACAGGCAGACAUCUGUUCAAGGUGGAGUGGCUAGCAUGAGCCUGGAGCCUGUACUAUACCUCCCCCCGCCCCAACCUUCAAAGCCACCUGUGGCCCCAAAAGGUUAGCCCUGGCACAAAGAUGGAAAGAGCUGUUCAGGAUUGGUUUUUAUAAAACAUCUUUUCUGCAAAACUAGAGGGACUUUAUAACAGGAAAUAAAAUAUUUUAUUUUUGUAACAGUUCUAAAUCCCAAGGUGUGUUGACAAUUAGAAAAGACAGCUCCAAAAUAGGCACACUUAGAAGAGGCCCCACAUGCCCCCAUCAGACUGAGGGGUGUGCUUAGGGGCCACCCCAUCAUGUAUCCUCUAAGCGCCCAUCCUUCCUGGCAGGCCCAAGACUGCAGGGCCUCCUCUGCCAGCAGCUCACCGAAGAAAUGCCCAAGUAGUAUUUCCUCACCACCCUUUUCCUUGUUUUUCAAGGGGCUCACUGUAGCCCAGGCUGGCCUCGAACUUACAGCAAUCCUCCUACCUCUGCCUCUCAGUACUGAGAUUAAAGGCAUGCACCACCACAUCUGGCUUCUCAUCACCUUUUAAAAUGCUAAAAACCAUGCAAACUCUUGCCCGGUGCUGGAAGCUGCUUAGGAAGUCAGUCUGGACUACAAACGAGGCUGUGCUCAGCGGGCAGGGCCCACCUGCCUGCCUUCCAGGGCUCAGCUCUGGUUAAUACAGACUGCUCACAAUCAAGUGCAGACAGGCAUGGAGCAGACAUCAAGCUCACGUGCUUCCAAAGAAGGGUCCAUGAGGUCACGACUGCAGAGAAUCGGAACUGAAAACAUGCACCCUGGUGAUCAUUAAUUCCUGUCAACAUUAACUUUCUAAUGACCUGAUGGUCACAGCAGCUCUCUGACCAAUGUCCAGAAAAUGGAUCCCAACCCCUCCGCUGUACACCCACUCAGCAGGAAGCAUCUGCUGGGCAUGUGUUCACCACCCAUCUGUUUUCCUGAUGUCUACCACUGGCAGAGAGCCAUGUGCAUCGACUGGCACUGGUAGGAAACUUAACUUAGGUUUGAUAUGAACUAUGAAGAAACAGGUGUGACUCUCACUUGUGGUCACAGUGCCACAAAGAAAAGAUUGAGGGCUGGAGAGAUGGCUUAGCGGUUAAGCGCUUGCCUGUGAAGCCUAAGGACCCCAGUUCGAGGCUCGGUUCCCCAGGUCCCACGUUAGCCAGAUGCACAAGGGGGUGCACGCAUC
Jaculus jaculus (lesser Egyptian jerboa) is the source of this 3349-nucleotide messenger RNA. It is a transcript of the gene Xrcc3, whose product is annotated as X-ray repair cross complementing 3. The record is from RefSeq and is a predicted model, not a curated record. Gene Ontology annotation, cellular component: replication fork; Rad51C-XRCC3 complex. Bases 523 to 1605 code for a protein of 360 amino acids. Gene Ontology annotation, molecular function: ATP-dependent DNA damage sensor activity; four-way junction DNA binding; ATP binding. The transcript has 9 exons. NCBI's taxonomy places the organism in Eukaryota, Metazoa, Chordata, Mammalia, Rodentia, Dipodidae. Gene Ontology annotation, biological process: t-circle formation; telomere maintenance via recombination; resolution of mitotic recombination intermediates.